Messenger RNA from Amaranthus tricolor (Joseph's coat), 4252 nucleotides. Its product is annotated as arogenate dehydratase 2-like. Bases 358 to 1233 code for a protein of 291 amino acids. The transcript is spliced from 10 exons. The record is from RefSeq and is a predicted model, not a curated record. Lineage: Eukaryota; Viridiplantae; Streptophyta; Magnoliopsida; Caryophyllales; Amaranthaceae. Gene Ontology annotation, molecular function: prephenate dehydratase activity; chorismate mutase activity; arogenate dehydratase activity. Gene Ontology annotation, cellular component: chloroplast; cytoplasm. Gene Ontology annotation, biological process: L-phenylalanine biosynthetic process.
UUCCAACAUUUCUAAAUUUUCUCGUAACUUCUCACCUGUCAGAAUCUGACCUACCAAACCAAUUUCAACCUUCACUUUUAUAAUUUUAUUUUAUAUUUCAAGAAUUUUACUCCAUUUCUAAGAAAUUUUGUUUCUCAGUCAUUAAUGUAGUAGUAAUUAAUUACUAAUUAGUAUGGAUUACUUCAUCUUAUACUGCUUUUGGAUCUUGGCUACACGUCACCCAUGUCGGAUUGAAGGAACAGCCACCAAGUUUCAUUUUCUUUUUCUUCAAUUUCACUUGUAUUUUCAACCCUUUUUCCUAUAAAGUCUGCAUUUUUAUUCAUUCAUUUUAUUACAAUUUAAUUCAACAAUACAAGUAUGCCUCAUCAAUCUACAAUGGAUUUUUCUCAGCUUCGUGUUGCUUAUCAGGGGGUUCCUGGUGCUUAUAGUCAACUUGCUGCUGAGAAGGCGUAUCCAAAUUGUGAAGCGGUCCCGUGUGAACAAUUUGAGACUGUUUUUGAAGCUGUAGAGAAGAGGCUUGUCGACCGAGCAGUUUUGCCUAUUGAGAACUCUCUAGGAGGUAGCAUUCAUAGGAAUUAUGAUCUUUUGUUGCGGCAUAGGCUUCAUAUAGUCGGUGAAGUAAAUGUUCGUAUUCGACAUUGCCUAUUGGCUAAUCAUGGUGUGAAACUUGAAGACCUAAAACGAGUGUUAAGCCACCCACAGGCUCUUGCUCAAUGUGAGAAUAGAUUAGCCAAGCUUGGAUUAAUUAGAGAAGCUGCUGAUGACACUGCUGGUUCAGCUGAAUAUAUUGCAAACCACCAACUCAAAGAUGUAGGUGCACUUGCAAGUGCCACAGCUGCAAAAAUUUAUGGACUACAUGUACUAGCUGAAGACGUACAGGAUAGUCCUUAUAACAUCACUCGAUUCAUGAUGCUCGCUAGGAAGCCAAUCGUUCCAAUGAGUGGCAGGCCAUUCAAGACAAGCAUUGUUUUUACUCUUAAUGAGGGUCCUGGUGAACUUUUUAAAGCACUUGCUGUUUUAUCUUUGAGGCAAAUCAACCUCACAAAGAUUGAAAGUCGCCCAAAUCGAGAUGUCAAGAACGGAUCGUUGAAGUGCUUCAACUACUUUUUCUAUUUGGAUUUUGAAGCAUCAAUGGCGGAUGAAGCUGCACAGAAUGCCGUUAAAAAUCUAGAGGAGUUUGCUUCAUCAUUGAGGGUUCUGGGUAGUUAUCCAUCAGAUGUUAGCAUGACAUGAUGGAGAUCGCAACUGGUAAUAAUAUAUCUGUCAUGAUGUUUACAAACUUGCCAUAAUUUGGACUACUCGAUUCCUGGUGUUUAUUGAUUAAUCAUUGCAUAUGUUGAAAGUUAUUUCAAUUUAUUUCACUUAUGACUCUUCAAUUUACCUUGUAUACCCGUGUCUGACACGCCCGAGAAUUAGGGAAGUUUGGAAGUUUAGAACCCGAAAAUUGCAAGCCAACGCUUCAAUUGUCUCCAAAAACAUAUUUUACAAGAAGUUGCAAGUAAAUAUGGUAGGAGAGGAUAACAUCAAGUGAUAUGUGCUUAAGAAUGGGCAUGAGGUAGAAAUUUUGACAAGAACUAGUGAAACAUGUAAACCUGAAAUGCCUAUGCAAGUGUUUGGAUGUGACAUUCUAGUAUAAUCAGUCUUCAAAAUCAGGAAUGUAUGUAGUAAAUGUUGUGUUUCAGCAUCCAUGUCUAAUUUUUAGGACUCCGUUCAAAGUUUUUGGCUUUGACAUCUCUAGCGUUUGGGUAUGUACCAAUAUUCGAUUCUCAUACCCGUGUCUGAGUUACAUGGAUCUUCAGAAGACAUGUUGAAAUGAAGCAAACUUAAGAAAGCGAAGUAAUUCCUGGUGUCUUACGAAUCUUGUCUGAAUAACUAGUCAUGUAAGCCGUAAGGUUUUGAUCAUAUCUCAAUUGACCCAACUUUUCUAUCACAAAUAACUUUAUUGGAUAACUUUUAUUUUAUGACUUAUCGGAUGAGUGCAAAAGCUAUUCCCUCCGCCAUACAUACACUUAAGAUUGUCAAUGUGUACUUAAACAAUCUCUAGGAACGAUUUUGAAAUCUUAAAAUCCUGUCAAUGAAAGCUCUACCAAAAAGCUGACCUCACUAUGGAUAUUGGCGCACAACCUAGGGGCAAAGGAAGAGGUAGAGAGGUGGUGCACAUGGCUGGUUGGCACCCAACCUAGACUUGGAGGUAGUACAAAGUUUGAGGAUGAUGAUGGUUCAGUUGCUUUGGUCUACCUAGCCCCUCGCACACUUGAUCAAUAGGAAUAUUUCUUAAAAAGACUAGUUUCUUCAUGUCUUGUUGGUUAUAUGUUUUCAAUUUAUCAUUUUCUAGAAGAGUUUAGCUCUUGAUGCUUGCACAUAUAAAAGCUGUUUGUGUAACAAAAUUUUAGAAGCUUACCAAAACGUCAAUAAACUUUCAAGGCAAAGUUCUAUACUUGCACGGGCCUAUUACGACUACUCACCUUGAUGACUUGCUUAUAGGCUGAAGCUUUUUAUUGGCGACAAAUAAUCACAAACUCCAAUGGAUAAAAGAUGGUGUGGAAGUCAUACUCACUUCGGCACACACCCUCUUUAACUUGCUCAAUGCUCUUACCUUUGUAGUUGGCAAUAACUAUUUGGGCUUCACUCACCUAUGGAACAAUUGAUUUUCUCUUGAAACAUUGGUUUCACUAGAGGUUUUCAAAUAAACCUGAUGACUUGAUAUUUACCCGAUCUUGUAACCGAAUCUGACUUGACUCGACUUCAAAAUGAUUUAAAUUCAUAUGAAAAUCAAUGUCGAGACAAGACCUAAUUUCGAACCGACACGAAACACUUGAUUCGUAAUUGACUUGAUAAUCCGAAUGAAUACCUCUAGCUUUCACUCACCAAUGAACAAAGAAAGGCUUUUGAGCUAAUGUUCUUCUUAAUUGCUUCUCAAAAAUUUGAUUUAGCUACAACCUAUGUGGUACAUGUAGCUUUAGCAAUAUAUAUUCCCACCCACAAUUGAAGACUCGAAGAAAAGAUAAAAUCCUAAUUUAUGUAGAAAAUUAGAUACUAGUGUACAUUGGAUUAAAUAACAACUCCACGCAAAUUAAAGUACUAAACUAAAUCAAAUUUUUGUGUAACAAGGCUCUUGCAAACUGCUUGCCAAGUCCUACUCUCUGGGACUCCUUGCAGGCUGCCUAGAACAUGCGCCAUUCGCCAAAGCCGCUGGUUAGCCUGGACGAUCCUUCUGGGCUGCAGCCCAAUGCUGCUAAGGAUGGGUUUGUUGGUUUGGCGCUAGGUUGCAGACGAUGGUGCUACUGCUGGGCUAUGAGCACGUGGUGCUGUCUGUCAGGCCAUAUGACGUGCUGUCUGCAAACUUGUUGGGUCCUGUCGGCACAUUGCUCAUGCUGUCGGAUGUACUAUCAAAUGAUUCUACCAAGCCCAAAUAAUUAAUACAAUUACACUCGACUCCAUAUUUGUCCCAUCUAUAUUUAGACGUAACAUCAACCAAGUCCAUAAAUAUGAAGACUGAAAAUGUUUUUGAUUGCUUAGAUCAUGUAAGGUGAAAUAGGUGUUUUUUGUAUCUUACAAAUUUAUUUUCAAGAUUGAAAUAUUCUUCCUUUGAGCCUUAUAAAUUCAUAAUUAUGUAUUAAAUCUAGCAUUUCCUUUUAUUUUUAUUUUUUUUUUUAAUAUUUUGCUAAAUAUUUUGUGUUUGUUUCCAAAAAUUUUAAUUUAUUACUAAAUAUGUUUUUCUUGUUCCGUUGUUUAGUGCUUCUUGUCUUAUUGUGUUGCUAGGUUGAAAUUGGAAGCUUUGGCCUGCUAACAUGCUAUGCUUCGGUGCAAUCGACGCUAUUUUCGCAUUUUCUCUUCUUUAGUGUCAAUAUUAUUUUGUAAGCCUUGUUUGGAUGAAGAUGAUUUUAGAAAAAAAAAAAAAAAAAGAGAUAUUAUUAUUAUUUAUUUUUUUUUUGAGUAGGUUACAUUUUUUUUUUCAUUGCUUGUAUUCCAAUGAAAGAUAUUACAAAGUGAAGUAGUCCAUAGUUUUCCUACUUGCUGCUGAAUCUUCGCCAUUUAUCAAGACAAAUUAUUACACUAUAUUUGAAUAAUAAAUUAAAAGAGAAAAAAAAGAAGGAAAAGAAAAGGACGGAAGGGGAGGGAUAAAAAGGAGAAAGCAUCUUAUUUGUUUAGAAAUAUAGAGAAGGAAAAAUAAAGGAAAUUAAGUGUUUUUCCUUUAAAUCUUUCUAUUUUAGUAGAGAUUUUAUCAUUAACAAAAAUUGUCUAUAUUUUC